AGAGCGGCGCUGCGGAGCGCCGGGCCGGGAAUCUCCCACCGGGACCCCCGGAGGAUGCUGCUGCUGCUGCUGGCGGUGACGGCGGCGGCGGCGGUCGGGGCCGGGCCGGGGAAGGCGGUGCAGUUUUUGGCCGUGGGUGAUUGGGGGGGGGUCCCCGAACCCCCUUUCGUCACCCCCCGGGAAGCGGCCACGGCGGCGGCCAUGGGCCGGGCGGCCGCCGAGAGAGGCGCCGAUUUCGUGCUGGCUUUGGGCGAUAACUUCUACUACGACGGGGUGCGGGAUGAGUGGGACCCCCGCUUCCAGGAGACCUUCGAGCGCGCGUUCGCAGCGCCGGAGCUGCGCGCUCUGCCGUGGUUCGUGCUGGCCGGAAACCACGACCACCACGGCAACGUGAGCGCGCAGCUCGCAUACAGCCGACACUCCGAGCGGUGGCGCUUCCCGCACUACUACUACAGCCUCCGCCUGCACGUGCCGGGCACCAACGCCACGGCGCGGCUGCUGGUGUUGGACACCGUGCUGCUGUGCGGGGCCACCGACGACUUCGGGGUGGGGGCGACCCCUCGGGGACCCCCGGACGCCGCCGCAGCGGAGGCUCAGCUCUCCUGGCUGCAGCGCCGCCUGGCGGCCGCCCGGCACGACCGAUACGUGCUGGUGGCCGGUCACUACCCGGUGUGGUCGGUGGCCGAGCACGGCCCGACGCAGUGCCUGCUGCGGCUCCUGCGGCCGCUGCUGCGACGGCACCGGGUCACCGCGUACCUCUGCGGCCACGACCACAACCUGCAGUUCCUGCACGAGGACGGGGUGGGCUACGUGGUGAGCGGAGCCGGGAACUUCAUGGAGGCCUCGCAGACCCACAGAGCAGCCGUACCCCCCGGCGCCGCCCGCUUCUUCUAUGGGGCUCCGGAGUCCCCCGGGGGUUUCGCCCACCUCCGCCUCGACGCCGAUGCCGCCACCAUCACCUUCCUGGAGGCCAACGGGAGAGUUCUGUACCGCGUGGCGCUGCCGCCCCGUGACCUCUGACCCCCCACGUGACCUUUGACCCCCGUGACCUCUGACCUCGCGACCGGAAGCCCCCGGCGGGUGCCGGGGAGGAACCCGUUGGGCUCAACCCGAAGUCCGCGGUGAGGCCUCGGGCUGCCCCGAGGCCCGGCGCUGAAGCCCUCCGUAGUCACGGAGACCGUAUUACUGAGGCUGCCGCGGCCGCCGCCGCCGCCCACCGGUCAAUAAAGGCCUUCAGAUGGA
Messenger RNA from Gallus gallus (chicken), 1242 nucleotides. It is a transcript of the gene ACP5, whose product is annotated as acid phosphatase 5, tartrate resistant. The transcript is spliced from 5 exons. Bases 55 to 1020 code for a protein of 321 amino acids. Gene Ontology annotation, biological process: bone resorption. The record is from RefSeq and is a predicted model, not a curated record. Lineage: Eukaryota; Metazoa; Chordata; Aves; Galliformes; Phasianidae. Gene Ontology annotation, molecular function: acid phosphatase activity; ferrous iron binding; ferric iron binding.